This is a messenger RNA of Cetraspora pellucida, 1236 nucleotides long. NCBI's taxonomy places the organism in Eukaryota, Fungi, Glomeromycota, Glomeromycetes, Diversisporales, Gigasporaceae. The record is from the annotation of a GenBank genome assembly.
AUGGCUGCGCCAGUGGGGAUAUUACGAAAUACUAACCAGACGCAACAGGGUAAACCAUCUACAUUAGUUGCUCCUUUUUCCGAUAAUUCAGAUUCGGAACAAGAGGGAAUCAAUAGUGCUGAUUAUGGCCAAGAGUAUGAAACUGAGCCUGAAGGUGACUUGAACACCGAAGAGGCACAAGAAACUUUGCAACAUGAAACUUUAAUAAAAUCCGGAUACCUUGCCAAAAAACAAGAAAGACGGAAAGUAGGGAACAAGAAUUGGAAACGGAGAUGGUUUGUGUUAAGGUCAACAAAGUUAGCUUAUUACAAAAGUGAGAAGGAAUAUGAACUUUUGCGAAUUUUGGAUUUGAAUGAUAUUCAUACGGUUGCUGAGGUGAAACUGAAAAAUAGGUCCAAUGUGUUUGGUAUUGUUACACCGAAGCGUACAUAUUAUGUUCAAGCGGGAAGUAAACGAGAGCUUGAUGAAUGGGUAGAUGCAAUAAAUAAAGUCAAGAAGGAAGUUCAAGACAGUGAGCUUUUUGAUGAUGAAGGAAGUCAGGCUGACGCCGAAGAUAUGGUGACAAAAGAAAAAAAAACUAAGCGCCUCACUUCUCAUUUAAAAUUUGAAUCUUCAAUGCAAGCUUUGGAUAAACAAUCUACCAAAGCCUCCGUAAAUGAAACAUCUGCCAUCGAUAUUCCAAAUUCACAAGUUCAAUCAGCAGAAUAUGGUGAAGGUGGAAAUUCAUAUGUAUCGGUUUCCUCUCUCACGUCCGGGGGUUCCAUUCCUAAUGUAUCAUCUUUACCGUCAAGUCCAGUAGCUGCUCAAUUUUCAGCCGAAAGAAAGGACAGCAGUGAUCCUACUGCUAGUUCUGAAGAAGAGGAGGGAGGCUUUAUUGAUGUAAUGGGAGAGGAUACUACUGAUGAUAGUCGCGAAAUCCAAAAAGGAUAUUUAUAUAAACUUGAUAGAUAUAGAACAACUUGGAAAAAGAGAUGGUUUGUGUUAAAUAACACGAAACUAGCAUAUUACAAAGACCCUAAGGAUAAACGUCCUCAUUUAAAUAUUAACCUUGCGGAUAUUCUGGAUGCCAUCGAAACUGAUUCUCUCUCUAAAUCAAGACAAUAUUGUUUCAAGAUAAUUGCUCCUAAACGAACAUAUAUUUGUUGUGCUCCUAAUGAAAAAUCUCAAGUCACAUGGCUGGCCGCUCUACAAGUAGCGUUAACAAAAACAAAGGAGAAGCUAAAAGCAGAAUCUUGA